Insectozyma verbasci is the source of this 1392-nucleotide messenger RNA. The record is from the annotation of a GenBank genome assembly. NCBI's taxonomy places the organism in Eukaryota, Fungi, Ascomycota, Pichiomycetes, Serinales, Debaryomycetaceae.
AUGUUGAGGUUUACAGUCAGGAGUAUAAAUAUCAUAAAUAUACCCAUAAGAUGUUUAUCAUCUACCAAUAUAGUUUCCGCUCCAUUUAAACAAAAAGAGGGUAAAACUAAACAAAAAAUGGUUACUAAAAAAAAUGAUAAAGUUGAUGUUAAAAGAUCAACAAAUUUAACUCAUUUACCAUUUGGUGAAGCUGUUAGAAAUUUACAAUUUGAAAAAACCGCUUCAGAAUUAAAAAUAGAUGAAUUGACAAGUGAUUUUUCAAGAGGUAAAGUUUUUAUAUAUCCUAAAAAAAUUGAAUCUAAAUUGAAGUCAAUGGGUGGGUUUAAAAAAUUUCAAUUUCAAGAAAGUUUUGCAAAACCGAUUACAUUGACUACUUCAAAUACAACUAGAAUAAAUGAAUUAUUUGUAAAUAAACUAGAUGAAAAGUUUGAAAAUAACAGAUUAUAUAUUGAUGGAUCUAAAGGUAUUGGUAAAUCAACUUUGUUAAACCAAGCAAUUGCCUUAUCAUUAUUGAAACAUAAUCAUGAUAUAAUAGUGUUACACAUGGAUAAUGCUGAAGUUAUAGGAAAUGGAUCAUCUAAUUAUAUUUUCAACAAUAAAUUAUCAAUUUAUCAACAACCAAUGAUUACAAGAAGAUGGAUUAAAAAGAUAUUAGCUGCAAAUGAAGAUACAUUCAAAAAAAUGAAACUUACACAAGAUGUUAAAUUUACAAAGGAUAAAUUGGAAAUUAAAUUAACUGCUAAUAAACAUACUUUAUAUGAUUAUUUAUCACAAAAUUUUGAAUUUGGUAAAACUGAUCCACAUACGCAUUUCAAAUAUUUAAUUAAUGAGAUAAAACAACAUUCAAAGAACAUACCUGUAUUGGUUUCAAUUGAUAAUUUCAAUGCAGUUACAGAUUUUUCAUUAACUCAAUAUAAAUCACCAGAUUUUAAUCCUAUACAUAUUCAAGAAUUUGAAAUGGGUAAAUUUUUAAUAGACGUUGCUAAUGGCUCAAUUGGAUUUGAAAAAGGUGGUGUAUUAUUAAGUAAAUGUAAUGAUUUUGCUCCAAAUAGAAAAACAAUUGAAGUUGCAGUAUAUCCAGAACGUGAAUAUAAUUUAUAUAUGAAACAACCAGAAUUUGAUUUAGAAUUGGCAAGAAAAUUACAAGGUAUAAAACCAUUUGAAAUGACAUCUUUAACAAUUGAUGAAUCAAGAGAAUUGAUGAAAAUAUGGAAAGAUCAAGGUGUAUUAAUAGUAAGAAAAGAUUUUAAUAAAAAAGAUUUCAAUCAAGAAUCUAGUCAAGUUGUUGAAGUAGAUAUGGAAUCACAAUUUGAAAAAAUAGUAUUAAAUUCAUUUAACACAUCUCAAGGUAAUCCAAUGGGUAUGUUUAAACAAAUAGCAUUAACUUAUUAA